Messenger RNA from Chrysemys picta bellii (western painted turtle), 3297 nucleotides. RefSeq names its product glucoside xylosyltransferase 1 (gene GXYLT1). Gene Ontology annotation, biological process: protein O-linked glycosylation via N-acetylgalactosamine. The record is from RefSeq and is a predicted model, not a curated record. NCBI's taxonomy places the organism in Eukaryota, Metazoa, Chordata, Testudines, Emydidae. Gene Ontology annotation, molecular function: UDP-xylosyltransferase activity.
AUGCGGCGCUACGUGCGCGUGGCGCUGCUGUGCCUGGGCUGUGGCUUGUGCUCGCUGCUCUACGGCUCCAGCCAGCUGGCCCUGGAGCAGGAGCCUGCCUGGGGGAAGCCGCAGGCCCGAGACCCCGCCGCUCCCGUCCGGAGACAGCGCGCCGGCGGCGGGAGGGUGGUGGCGGCGGCAGCGGGAAGCGCAGGCCGCGGGGAGCCGGAGCUGCCAGACAGGUGUAAGAAUUUGUCUAUAUCUUACUGGAAUUCCUAUUGGAUGCUGCCCUCUGAUGUUUGUGGAAUGAACUGCUUUUGGGAAGCUGCUUUUAGAUAUGAUUUUAUGAAAACGCAGCCUGCUGAGAAGAUGCAUCUAGCAGUGGUUGCCUGUGGUGAAAGGCUGGAGGAGACUGUUACUAUGUUGAAAUCAGCCAUUAUUUUCAGCAUCCAACCUCUACAGUUUCAUAUUUUUGCAGAGGGCCAACUGCACAACAGCUUCAAAGGCAGACUCAAUGGUUUGCCAUAUCAAGGAAAAUUUAAUUAUACCAUAUACCCAAUAACAUUUCCAACUGAGAGUGCAGCAGAAUGGAAGAAACUGUUUAAACCCUGUGCUUCACAAAGGCUAUUCUUGCCAUUAAUCCUCAAAGAUGUGGAUUCGUUACUGUAUGUUGAUACUGACAUCCUGUUUUUGAGACCUGUUGAUGAUAUUUGGUCUUUUCUGAAAAAAUUUAAUUCCACACACAUUGCUGCAAUGGCACCAGAACAUGAGGAACCUCGUAUUGGAUGGUAUAAUCGCUUUGCUAGACACCCAUAUUAUGGAAUAACUGGAAUAAAUUCUGGAGUAAUGCUAAUGAAUAUGACACGGAUAAGAAGAAAGUAUUUCAAGAAUGAUAUGACAACUGCUCGGCUACAGUGGGGAGAAAUUCUUAUGCCAUUGCUUAAAAAAUAUAAACUAAACAUAACAUGGGGUGAUCAAGAUCUGUUGAAUAUUAUGUUUUUUCAUAAUCCAGAGAGCCUUUUUGUCUUUCCCUGUCAAUGGAAUUAUCGUCCUGACCACUGCAUUUAUGGAAGCAAUUGUAAGGAAGCUGAAGAAAACGGAAUAUUUAUUCUUCAUGGAAACAGAGGUGUUUACCAUGAUGAUAAACAACCAACUUUUAGGGCUAUUUAUGAAGCAAUAAAAAAAUAUUCCUUUGGUGAUGACCUGGUUAAUUUCCUGUUACAGCCCCUAGAACUGGAACUGCAGAAGACAAUGCAUACGUACUGUGGAAGAAUAUACAAAGUUUUCAUAAAGCAGCUAACAAAAAGCAUAAGAGAUAUUUAUGAUAGAAGAUCAAAGGGAAGUUGAUUCUUACUACAAACUCACAAAACUAUUGAAUUCAAACAAAGACGGAAUAUAUAAAAUGUAUGAAGGAUGUUCAUGCAAGAAAUAUAAUAUUGCUUGAAUCACCUAUUCCUAGCGUGCCUAGGUAAACGUUUACCAGUGUAGAUAAAAUGAAGAAACUGUUCAUAUUAUGAAGAAUACACUUUCCAGCAAAGAAGAUAUUUUUGAUUUUUUAAUCACUGCUAAUUUUCAUUCCAGUUCUAGUGAAUAUGGGAGUUACUGGCUGUUCUAGUCGGGUUUUUUUAUUCUGCAUAAUUCAGUUGUCUGUUAUACUCAAAUGGGUAAAACAGAAAUGAAGAUAGAUCUAUUGGUAGAAUGUACCUCAUACAUUAUCUAUGAUUCUGCUAAACUGUGAAUGUAGCAAUAAUUGAGUCAGCACUAACCUCACUUUAAAAGUGUGAGAACAAAGUUGUUUACAAGGGCAGAAGUUAUUCUGUUUUCAAAGAAAUGUGAUGUAAUCAUUGACAAUCUGUAUGUGCCUUUAGAUGUGUUCAUCUCCUACAUGUUAAAAUAUUGUUUUGACAAUCAUGUUUCAUAUUUUAGAUGUAAACUGCACAUUAUAAACAAGAUUUUCAAAGCAAUUAAUCACUAGUGUAAGAGGAACUAGUUUCCAGUCUGUAGUUACUGAUAUCUUGUUGUGAUACAACCUCAUAACAGAUGCUGUGUUCAGCCAUCUUGACAAAAUACUCCAGCUGAAUUUUUUACAAAGAUACAAUAUGAGAUUUUUUUAGAAAUAGUUUUUAUCACUUUUAAUGAUACUUUUUUGCAACUUCACUGAGCUUUCUGGAAGCAAAAGUAUAUAAUGGAAUGUUUCCUCUAUUAUAUUUAAUUACUAAGAAUGAUUACAUGAUAUGGUAGAGAGCUGUGAGUGGGGCUCUUAAUUGUUCCCAAAAUGCAUAUAGGACGUUUCCUAUGAGAACUAUUAAUCAUGAGGAAAUAUUACGCACAUUACCACUUCACCUCAUAACCCUCCCCCCCCCAAUAGACUUGCAUAUGUGCUUAAUAACAAAGCUUAAAAAUCUUGGACAGAUCCUCAGAUGAAUGAUUCCAUUGACGCCAAUAGAGCUAUGCUGAUUUACAAGAGUAUUAGGCCCCUGUGUUUUUGUUUAUAGGAAACCUGUUCCAUUGUUUUCAGGAUAUAAAUUAUUUCCUUUUGAAAAACUAAACAAAAUAAGAAAAAAAUCAAUUGGUUCUAAUAGUAAUAAAAUAUGAUUCGAGUGAUUGUUCACGUCCAUUCCAAUUAGGUGUGCGCACACCGCGUGCACAGACGUCGGAGACUUUUUCCCUUAGCAGCUCCCAUCAGGACGGCAGGGGAGCCCCCUAGAGUGGUGCCCUUAUGGCAGUAUAUAUAUUACCCUGACUGCCCCACCCCCCUUCAGUUCUGUCUUACCGUCCAUGGAGGCGUUGGAACAUUCGCUCGCUCGCUUGCAAGUGACCCCUUAGCCUUUCAAUCUUCUAGUUAGUUGUUCUUAGAUAGUUAUCAGUUAGUUAAAUACCAUUGUAUUCAGGUGUCUGGAAGGUAGUUCCAGCACCAGCCUUGGUCUGUGGGGAAUGCCGCAAGCCCAGAGUUUCAAAGCUUGCGUCACGGGCCACAAGUCUAUGCCUAACAGCGAACCCCGCGACUCCUGUCUCCGGUGUCUGGGAGUGUCUCAUCAGGCAGAGUGCUGCAAAAUCUGCAAGGCCUUCAAGCUGUGCACUAAGAAAGAAAGACUUUCGCCUUAAGCAGUUGCUCAUGGAGGCCACUUUACAACCACCGGCCCCUGACCGACCGGCCCCGGCUCCGGCCCCAGCUUCCUCGUUGCGAAGUGCCUGGGCAUCCAUGUGCGACCCAGCACUGCCCAAGCACCGUAAAUUGCUGGCACCGAGAUGGGACAACCAACCUUGACACCGGUUGAACUCUCCAGCCCCAACAAAGCAUCACAAGAAAGGAGAAAG